AUGGCCAAGGCUUGUGCUAUUAUAAACAACACAGAAGAAUUAACUAAUGACGCAACUGCAACAGCAGCUACAAAAGUCUGUUAUCCUGGACCAAAAUCAGAUGUACAGUAUCCUCUCAAUGUUCAGUAUUGUAGUGAAUGCACGAUGCCGUUGGAAUUUUGUGAAUAUUCUCCAGAUCCAGAUCGCUGUCACGAAUGUUUCGAAAGAAAUUUACCUGAUAUGAUGCGCCAAAUGCAAACACUGGGAGGUGCGGAUGGUGAUAAAACUGAGAAACGACAUCAGACACGCGGUGGUAAAGCCAUGCCAAAAGCAAAAAAGAAAUUUGAAGCACAACAAAUUAUAUUAAAUAAACAGCAAAGAAAAGGAAAUAAAUUUGUGACAAUCGUUCAAGGACUUGCUUCGAAUGAAGUUGAUAUUGAAGCAGCUCGAAAAUUUUUCGCACAACGUUUCUCAUGUGGAUGUUCAAAGUCUGCUGAUGAUGAAUUAACGAUUCAAGGAGAUGUUGUCGAUGAAUUGACGGAGUUGUUGCCAGAAAAAUGGACUCAGGUCAGUGAACCUUGUGUAUCAAUGUAG
Molecule: messenger RNA, 573 nt
Organism: Didymodactylos carnosus
Lineage: Eukaryota; Metazoa; Rotifera; Eurotatoria; Philodinida; Philodinidae
Source: the annotation of a GenBank genome assembly